Caenorhabditis remanei is the source of this 2628-nucleotide messenger RNA. RefSeq lists its product as uncharacterized. Bases 1 to 2628 code for a protein of 875 amino acids. The record is from RefSeq and is a predicted model, not a curated record. NCBI's taxonomy places the organism in Eukaryota, Metazoa, Nematoda, Chromadorea, Rhabditida, Rhabditidae. The transcript is spliced from 11 exons.
AUGGCAUCGGAAUCAGCUGUGACUGAAAAAAAUCUUGUUGAUUUUCACACGAUGAAAAAUAUGUGGAAUGAUGCUGGUGAUUUGACAAAGAUUCCAGAUGUACUCAAAUUCAAAAGUUUGAACUCUUUGACAAGUCUGGAUUUGAGUGUCUUGGAAGAUUUCAAGGAGGGAAAGGACGCGUCAAGUUCGUUGGAGUCACUCAAAACAGCAUCCAAGAAUUCUGUGGAAAAAAUGAACAAAGACAAUGUUCUUAACAUUUUGAAAGAGAUGUCGCCGUUUCAUAAGUUUGCUCAGUUGAUGGAGUAUUACGACAAUGCAAAAGUUAAUGCAAUCCAAAACACAGAUGUUUCAAUCACUGCUCUUUUGAAACAAGACUUGCUGGAGCUUCAAAGUUUGGUUGGUGGAACAGGGUCUGUCAUCUCUACAUUGAGUGAAAUCGUGUCUUCUCGUUCGGGUAGCAACGAUAUCAAUCGGCAACACACAGCUGGUCUCGUCAAUGGAUACCUUGAUCUUAAGGAAAUUAUAAAAGAUUCUGAAGAGGCCUGGCUACAGAAAGCUAUGAAACAGUUCAAUGGAAAAGGAGGAUUGUCGGUGUUCAAUGGAUUGGCAGAAACGAUGAACUUACUGCAUGAGAAAUGGAAGGUAGCAAAACAGGAAAACACUAAAAGAUCUUUACAAUAUGGCAAGAAGUUAGAAACCAACUUGCAAACACUCAAUUAUGACAAGGACUCUAUCGACACAUUGAUCACCACAUUCCAAGGAUGCCCAUUUGGGGCAGUUAACGAUGGAUACACAAAAAUGGACAAAGAAUGUUGGAAGAGAAGAAUUUUUCGUGAGCAUGGCUAUGUAUCCAAAAGAACAAUUCAUCAAAACUGGAGAAUCAAAAGAAAGAGAGUUGCGACUGUUCAAGAUGAUAACGAUGAUAUUGAUGCAAGAGAAAAUGAAGAAGACCUCGGUACAGAGGUUGACGACGAGCCAAUCUACGAUUACUUCAUGGAACAACAAGAUGUUUCAAUUAAGGAGAAAUUUGACCGGGAAGAUGCGCUGAACAUUGUGUCUUCCGUUUUCGUGUACAACAACAUCUUUGUCCCGCUCGGUCAUGAUAUUUUCAGCGUUUCCAGAUUGCUGAAAGAGUUUCCAUCGAUUACGUUAACAGAUGUGAUGAAAAAAGUGGAUAAAUGGUCGGAGCAUGAGAAUAGAAGUUACACUAAGUGCAGUUCAUGUGGUCAUUUGCUCUCACAACAGAACAAUUGUAGAAACGAAGAGUGUCUUCGUGUUGGGAAGUCACAGACGAAUUUAGCGGGAGGAACAAGAAUUUUGACAUUUUCACUCAAGAACCAAUUGAAAGAGAUCUUGGAGUCUGGUGAUUUUGGAUUUGAGAACCGAGAGUUUCAUUCAUCUUCACUAUGGAAAAAGCUUUCUACAACCCCGAAGUAUUUGUCAAGGCUUCGUCAAGCCCAGGAUAAUCAUCCCAAUGUUACCACCAUGUUUCUAACAAUUAAUAUGGAUGGUUUUCGUAAACGAGGAUUGGCCCGUGGUGAAUAUUGGCCUCUUUAUGUAGCUGCCAACGAUUUGAACAGAAGCGAGUGGGGAUAUGCGGAAUACAGGCCGGAAGUCGUGAUGCUCUCUUCUAUGAUUCACAGUGGGAAAACAAUUGAAAGUGAUGACUUCUGCUCUGCAUUCGAGCGUCUCAGGCUAGAAGUGGAAGAAACACAAAAGUAUCCAUUUGAUGUAGUUAUCAAAGGGAUUCAGUAUAAGAUUCGUUUGGAAAUCUAUCAGACCGUUUUAGACAUGGAUGCAUCGAAAAAGAUUCAUGGAGUUCCGGUCUGGCAAUCGUAUGGUUCCUGCUCGAGAUGGGACGCUGUCGGUACACGGAUUAAAACAAAGAAAGGAUCUAAAGUUGCCUGGUUGUUAGAACAGAACACCAAGGAGUACGAUAAUUCUUAUUUUCCAAAAAAAUUAAAGCAAUCUUGUCUUCCUGCUCCAUGGACAGAAGGAUAUGAUUGCCUACACCUCAUUAACGAAGGCACGUCGAGAGAUGUAAUGAGAAACCUUCUAGCAGGCGGAAGCAAAUAUAAUGUGAAAAUUCAUAGUACAGUCAAUGCGGAAUGGGCGAAAUCACUGAACAGUGCGAAAAGUCCGAAAGGAAUGAGCAGUACCAUGCUCAUGGAUCCAAUUCAACUUUCAACAAGGACUGGAGUCGAAGUGCAGAACCUGUUCAAUGUUUCUGUUCCAGCACUCAUCGUGUUGCACGAUGAAGGAGAACAGUGGUUAUUCUUUCUUUAUCUUCAAUGGUUGAUAACUCGUUUGAUUGUGGAUCCCCGAUUAUCAGCUUCUCAAUGUCGAAUCAUCAAAGAAGUAGCUCCCGUAGUGAAAAAAAUGAUGUCUUCUCAUUAUCCACAAUUUGGGACUAUGAAACAACAUUUUGUAUUGGACCACAUGGUGGAAAGUUUGGAAAAAGACGGAAGUCCUCUUCUCUCAAGCGCUGCUUCAUUCGAAAGAAUAAAUCAAGUACUUGGACGGGGAUCGUCGGUUUAUACCACAAGAACAGUCGUCAACAUGGCAAACAGAUUCAUUGCUUUACAAAGAGCUGUAUCGCAAUGUUGUUUGGCAAUAAAAAAAAAUUGA